Molecule: messenger RNA, 916 nt
Organism: Culex quinquefasciatus (southern house mosquito)
Lineage: Eukaryota; Metazoa; Arthropoda; Insecta; Diptera; Culicidae
Product: probable RNA-binding protein EIF1AD
Exons: 2
Coding region: 183-644 (153 amino acids)
Biological process (GO): translational initiation
Cellular component (GO): nucleus
Molecular function (GO): translation initiation factor activity; RNA binding
Source: RefSeq, a predicted model, not a curated record
AAAAAUAUCGCAUGUAUGUGUCAAAUGACCGAUGUCAACAAAAAGUUCGAAAUUUCGCGUGUUUUUGCACUUGGUGCUGGAUUUUCCGAUAAAAGUUGUUAGAUGAUUUAUAUACCCAUCAGCGACGAUAAUCAUUUGUUAAAACUAGUAAAAAUAAAACCAUAGCACUUGCCCAACUCAAAAUGUCCCGAGUGACCAAAAUCAAGCACGUCCUGAAGGAGCAGGAAGCGGACGAGUUCGACGUGCCAAAGGAUAACCAAAGCGUCGUCCGGAUCGUGGCCAGCCGGGGCAAUAACCUGCACGAGGUGGAAUCGGCGGCGGAAGGCGACGAGGAGCGCUUUCUCGUGUCGAUGCCGGUCAAGUUCCGGAAAAACGUCUGGAUCAAGCGGGGUGACUUUGUGCUGGUGGAACCGAUCGAGGAGGGCAACAAGGUCAAGGCGGAAAUCUGCCGCAUCCUGACGGCCGAGCACAUCAAGCUGUUCGAGAAGGAGGGCGUUUGGCCCAAGCGAUUCACCCGAAAGCGCGAACUCGAGGACGAUCUGGACGCGGACGGGCUGGUGCGCAACACGAACCGGAAGUUUGUCGAGGAGGACGGCGACUCUUCAGAUGACGACGAUGACGACAGCAGUGAGGAGGAGGAUUAAAUCUUCUGUUUCAGCGUCUCUUUUCAGCGGGACCACUUUGGAUGGUUGCUGGCCGUGUUUGUUAGUACGUUUGAGGAUCUUUCGAACUGAAAAUCAAACUGAAUUUUCUAGCUUUGGUUUAAAUAUAAGAAGUAUAUUUUUUUUGCUGGUACACAGAGAUCCGGGAACGAGCGCGCGCGUUCCCGAACCGAGCUCUCGUCGUAUAUUUAUGUACAGACAGUCAUGUGUGUAACAUUUGCGUUUAAGAAUAAAUAGUUUUAAAAAAGAUGCAA